Molecule: messenger RNA, 917 nt
Organism: Prunus avium (sweet cherry)
Lineage: Eukaryota; Viridiplantae; Streptophyta; Magnoliopsida; Rosales; Rosaceae
Product: 18.1 kDa class I heat shock protein-like
Source: RefSeq, a predicted model, not a curated record
ACCCUCCUAGAUUGUUCUCUGUUUCUCCAUGAAAAUCACAAGAAAGAAGAAUCCAGAGAGACAGACAUAAACCCUGAACUGAACCCAUCAAAUCCCAUCCUAUAUAAAUCCACCCUUGCCGUCCGCAUUCCCCAUCAGAAAGAAUUACAAACAAAACCACCCAUUUCCCAUCAAACCAGUCUAGUCUCACCGAAACCAUCACCAUGCCUAGGAGGAUAGUGAUGAGCUUCUUAGGCCUCCUCCUCAUGCUCAUGGCCACCACUACCAAAACCCAUGCCUUAAUUCCAUACCCAACAAGACCAUCAUCACUAAGUCUAUGGGACAUGACCGAUGACCCCUUCAGAAUUCUCGAACAAACCCCCUUCACCAUCCCCAGAGCCGCCUCCGCCCUCCAAGACACGCUCGCUUUAGCACGUGCCGACUGGAAGGAGACGGCCACUGCGCACGUGAUCACAUUGGACAUUCCGGGGAUGAAGAAGGAGGACGUGAAGAUAGAGGUGGAGGAGAACAGGGUGCUCAGGAUCAGCGGAGAAAGGAAGGCGGAGGAACAAGGGGAGGGUGACAAGUGGCACAGAACUGAGAGGACAAAUGGCAAGUUCUGGAGGCAGUUCAGGCUGCCUGGGAAUGCUGACCUGGAUCAGAUCAAGGCUCAUCUUGACGACGGGGUGCUCAAAAUUACGGUGCCAAAGUUUGCUGCGGAGAAGAAAAGGCAGCCUAAGCUCAUCGACAUUGCUCACCACACUACUUCCUCUGAUGAUGUGGAUAUCAAGGCUGCCAAGGUUGCAUGAUUUCCAAGUUACCUAUAUAUCAAUAUGUAUAAUAAGUAUCUUUGUGUUGAUGACUUUGGAUAGAACGGAAUCAAAUUAAGUUUUUGUAAUGCAUGAUCUGAGAUCUAAUAAAAUUAUAUAUUUUCUUAA